AUGCAUGAUGGCACCACCCCUCUGUCCAUUGCAACUCAGCAGGGGCAGUUUGAGGUGGCACGCUUUUUGCUGGAGGCCAAUGCGGACAAAGACAAGGCCGCAGAGAACGGUGCCACCCCUCUGUGCAUUGCAGCUCAAAGCGGGCAGCAGGAGGUUGCACGCCUUUUGCUGGAGGCCAAAGCGGACAAGGACAAAACCAUGGAGAACAGCGCCACCCCUCUGUUCAUUGCAGCUCAGAGUGGUCAGUUGGAGGUUGUACGCCUUUUGUUGGAGGCCAAUGCGGACAAGGACAAGUGUAUGCGUGAUGGCACCACCCCUUUGUUCGUUGCAGCUCAGCAGGGGCAGUUGGAGGUUGUACGCCUUCUGUCUAAAACUGGAAGCUGA
Symbiodinium sp. CCMP2456 is the source of this 384-nucleotide messenger RNA. Lineage: Eukaryota; Dinophyceae; Suessiales; Symbiodiniaceae. The record is from the annotation of a GenBank genome assembly.